Messenger RNA from Staurois parvus, 408 nucleotides. The record is from the annotation of a GenBank genome assembly. Lineage: Eukaryota; Metazoa; Chordata; Amphibia; Anura; Ranidae.
AUGUGCCACUUUCAGGUCUCUUCACACACUGCUGGUGUGUUGAAUUUUUUGACAUAGGGUGCUGGCAGAUUACGGGCCUCCCAUAGCUGCUGCCAGGCCCCUAAUCUGCCAUGGGCCCCUAUAUACCGCCUCCUCAUGCUGCUGCCAAGUCCAGAGUCUCUCAUGGGUCCCUGUACGGCCUCCCAUUGCUGCUGUCUCCAUCGCCACACUCUGCCAUGUGCCACUUUCAGGUCUCCUCACACUCCUGCUGGUUUCCAUUUUGUCAUAGGUUGCUGUAUGGCCUCCCAUUGCUGCUGCCUCCACCGCCACACUGUGGCUCCAAACACUGGUUUUGGCCCCGUGACUGGCCAAAUGAGUGAAAUGUGCGGUGAUUCUAAGAUCGACGGCACUCAUCUGCAUGUCAUACUG